ACUGCACCUUCUUCAAUAAGAAGGACAUCCUCAAGCUGCAUUCACGAUUCUACGAGCUGGCCCCCAACCUCGUCCCAAUGGACUACAGGAAGAGCCCCAUCGUCCACGUGCCCAUGAGCCUCAUCAUCCAGAUGCCAGAGCUCCGGGAGAAUCCCUUCAAAGAAAGGAUCGUGGCGGCGUUUUCCGAGGAUGGUGAGGGGAACCUCACCUUCAACGACUUUGUGGACAUGUUUUCCGUGCUCUGCGAGUCGGCUCCCCGAGAGCUCAAGGCAAACUAUGCCUUCAAGAUCUAUGACUUCAACACUGACAACUUCAUCUGCAAAGAAGACCUGGAGCUGACGCUGGCCCGGCUCACUAAGUCAGAGCUGGAUGAGGAGGAGGUGGUGCUUGUGUGCGACAAGGUCAUUGAGGAGGCUGACCUGGAUGGUGAUGGCAAGCUGGGCUUUGCUGACUUCGAGGACAUGAUUGCCAAGGCCCCUGACUUCCUCAGCACUUUCCACAUCCGGAUCUGAGGACACUGCCGAGGCUGCAGGGGCCUGGAAGUCCACCGUCCUGCCCUGCGGUCACAUGGGUAUGGCCUCCAAGCUCCCCAGGAAAGCAGUGGCAGCCUCUGGGGUUCACACCACGAAUAUUUCCUGUGGCCCUUUCAGCAAAAAACAGCCUUAACCAGGAAGGGGGCAUGUGAGGGUUAGGACCCUUCCCACAGCCCCUCUGUGGUCCAGCCCGAGGACCCGUGGCCCCUCUCCAGGCCCUCUGCACCCCGCCCCAUGCCCCAGUCCUCUCCCACUCCAGAAAUGCUCCCCACCCCCCAAAGGGAAAGGCAGAUAACCCAACAGGAGGUGGUGGGGUCUGACAUGUCCAAGUGCUGGCAGACACACUGGUCACCCAGGACAGAAUGGAAAAAAAAAAAAAAAAAAAAGAGGUCAGGGUUUUAACGAGCUAUGCAAUCUUUUUCCAAAACCCAAGGUUGGGCUGCUCCUCACCCCUGCCUGUUCCUCUUCUCCUGGCCUCCUUCACAAUGUGAAGCUGUGGGCACAGUGGGCCGAAGGGCUCUUGCCCCUGUCUCUGCCUCUGGGUCAUGAGUACUACCCUGCCUGCCCUCCCCAACACCAUGGAAUCCUCACUGGUAUGUGCUGUCCACAGAUGUGUGAACUCCUGGUAGUAAAACACUUUUGCAUCCCUGUGCUCUCCAUGUCUGCUAAUGUUAGGAAAUGUUUGAGGG
Messenger RNA from Mandrillus leucophaeus (drill), 1222 nucleotides. It is a transcript of the gene CIB2, whose product is annotated as calcium and integrin binding family member 2. Gene Ontology annotation, molecular function: calcium ion binding. The transcript has 5 exons. Bases 78 to 512 code for a protein of 144 amino acids. The record is from RefSeq and is a predicted model, not a curated record. NCBI's taxonomy places the organism in Eukaryota, Metazoa, Chordata, Mammalia, Primates, Cercopithecidae.